Messenger RNA from Thamnophis sirtalis, 6819 nucleotides. The record is from RefSeq and is a predicted model, not a curated record. NCBI's taxonomy places the organism in Eukaryota, Metazoa, Chordata, Lepidosauria, Squamata, Natricidae.
AUGAGCUGGGUUGUGGAAGAGUGGAAAGAGGGUCUUUCCACCAGAGCCCUUCAGAAAAUUCAUGACCUUGAAAGUCAAGUUGAGAAAUUUAAAAAGGAACGUCAGCAAAGGCAAUUUCAGCUGGAAUCUCUGGAGGCAGCUUUGGAAAAACAGAAGCAGAAGGUGGAUAAGGAAAAAAAUGAAGGCGCAACCUUAAAGAGAGAAAAUCAGAAUUUGAUGGAACUUUGUGAUAACCUAGAGAAAAACAAGCAGAAACUUUUUCAUGAACUUCAGACGAAAGAAUCACAAAUUAACUUUCAAGAAGGACAGCUCAUUUCAAGCAAGAAACAGGUUGAAAGUUUAGAGCAAGACCUUAAAAGAUACAAAUCUGAACUGGAAAAACAAACAAAGACCUUUGGCAGUGGAGAUACAUCUUUUGAAAACACACCACAGAGAAGCAACACUUGCUCUCCAGCAACAAUCUACAAUGCAAAGGAGAAAAAGUUCAGAGGACUCUCAAAUGAGCUAAACUGUCAGAAGCAAAAUUUUGAAAGUGUGCAGUGUGCUUUACAACAGAAGAUUAAGGACAAGGACCAAGAGGCAGCUGUUUCAGCCAAAGACAAUCAGGAGCUGAAAUUCAUGCAGAGGACAGAGAGUCAGUGCAGUAAGAUUUUCACAACAAAACAACAGUUUGAAAAAAAUGCCAGGGACUGUGCACAGAAAUUAAGUCAUCUUGAACAAGCAACAAAAAUGAUGCAAUUGAAGGAAACAGAAUUGAAAGAAAAUUAUGAGAGAGAACCGAAGCAGAAGACUGAUCAACAGAAUCACCAAGAAGUUCAGCCUUGCUCUGAGGCUGAUUUGCUUCAAUUGCUGGAAAUACAAAUCUGCUUUGCCAGCAAAUUUCCAGCUUAUGCUUCCCAUCCUGAGCUAAGGUGCAGAAUUCAGGAACUAGAAAAUAAAUUACAAAUUCAGACACAAGACAUGAAAGCCAAGGUUAUGAAGCUUCAGGAUAAUCAGCUGCAAGUGGAAAAGAUGCAGAUGGAAUUAACUGAAAAAGAGAAAACACUGAACAAAGCUAGAAAUGAAAUAAUUAAAAUUAAUAUACAACUAGAUCAAACGACUGAUCAGGAGCAUAAAGAUAGGAGUAGUUAUCACAGGAGCACAGAUUUUAUUUAUGAUAAAAAUUGCUCACUGGAAAAAGAAUUAAAAUUGCUUGAAGAAAAACUGAACAAGCAAGAUAAUUCUGUCAGUUUAGAAAAAAUGAGACUUGCUGUUUCUAAUGUUGAACAUGAACGAGAUUCUCUCCAGCAAAUUGUGAAGGACAAAGAAAAUGUAAUUGAAGAGCUCAAUAUGAAACUGGAAAACACAGAAACUCUGCAGAAAACUGCUUUAGAAUGCGAAGACCUUAAGAAAGAGAUUAUGAUUCUUUCUCAGUGGAAAAGCAAAAGCAAACAACUCUUGAAUGAACUAGAUUUAGAAAAAGAAGAACUAAUGAGCAGAAUACGCAGUUUGGAAAGUGCUUUAAACACUGAGCAACUUAAACAUCAGGAAAAGGAAAUUGCUCUCAAAGUUGAACAUGAACAAUUUAGUGAACAGCUAAACAUUUUUGAGCAGGUGGUGAAAGAAAAAACAAUUGAACUGGAGGCACAAAGGAAAGCCUAUAGUGACCUCCAACAAAAAACAGCAAUGUCUGAGGAAAAACUACAGAAAGAGAGAGAAAACAAUUCACUGAAAUUAUUUGAGUUCACCAGAGAAGUGGACACCUUGCAGAAAAGACUCAACUCUGAAGCAAAUGAAGUGUUAAAAAGGGGAGAAUGUAUUGUCUCCCUUGAAGCAUCCUUAGCUUCUUACAUGCAAGUAAAUGCAUUCCUUCAGAAGCAGGUUGAAGAACUGGUCCAAACCAGGGAUGAAAUAGAAAGAAGAUUUGCUGAAAGAGACGAUCCAAAGCAACACAUCUUCAUUCAGGAAAUGAAACAGCAGAUCAGUGAAUUACAAGAAAUGGUUCUCCAAAAGGAAGGCCUGCUUUCCGAAGCAUUAGCAGCUCUUGAAGGAAAAAACAAGAAUCUACAAAAGUUGAUUGAGGAAUCAAAUAGGCAACAAACAGAGAUUCUGGAUUUAAAAGAGGGUAAUGUGCUGCUUAAUAAUGUGCAACUAAAAGUUAUGGGCUCAAAGGAGCCAAAUUUACCUAUCAAAAUAUCCUCAGAACAAGGUGAAACAGAAGAACUUCAGAAUGAAAGUUCCAUGCUUGAGAAUACUGUCAAUAUUUUGGAAGAAAAAAACACCAAGCAAGACAUUUCCAAAAGUUGCAAAGAAAAGAAGGAAAGCCUUUUGGAGUUGUCACGAAGACAGCAAGAGGGGAGCUUGUUGCUGCCAGAAGCUGAUGAAGAAGUAGAAAGGAAAAGUACAAAGGAAGAUUAUUUAGAAAGUGUAAGGAAUCAGACUUGCCAUUUGAAGGUGCAAAAAGCCAUAUUUGAUACACAAGAAAAACAGUUUAUGAACAAAUGUGAACAGGUGCAGAAUAAGCCAAUGUCCUUGGAGAAGAAAAAGAAUACUUUACUUUGGCAACUUGAAAAAAGACACUCAGUAUCUGAAGAAACUAAUAGUUUAAGACAGGAGGGAACAGGAGAAAAUAACAGGCCCUCUUCUGUAAAUAUCUUGCUGCAAACACUGGUCUCAGAAAUGAAAGUAAGUGAACAUGCAGCGCUUGACUUUGUUUUAAAUGAACCAGCAUUGGAACAGCUGAGGGUAUUUGUAGAAGAAAGAGAGAAUGAACUUAAGAAGUAUAAAGUGAAGCUUGAACUGCUUCAAAUGGACCUUGAAGACAGAGAAAUUUCUUUAGAAAAUUAUGCUGAUCAGAUAAAGGACUUGGAGAUGAUAUUGAGAUCUAUGGAGAUAAAAAUGGAAGAAAGUGACAUGGAAAAAGAGAAGUUGCUGCAUAAAUUACAAGUACUUAAAGAUUUGCAAAAUUCAGCCUUCAAGAUGACAGAGAGAAGUGAAGAUGACGAAUCACCAAUGUGUUUCAGUGCUGUUAUCAAGGACAAUUUUAACCUACAGAAAGAUGCCAAGUGUUCAUCAGUUCCUCAUGAUCUGAUGCCCAGCCAAAAUGAUUAUCUCCAAUUAGUAUCUUCCCUACACAUGACAAUGAGCAAGCUAAAUGAAUUGGAGAAAAUGUGUGAACACCUGCAGAAAGAAGACUCAACAUUAGCAUCACAGCUGAAAGACUCACAGUUGGAAUGCAUCAUAAACACAGAUAUUAUGAGAAAAGAAUUAAUAGAAAAAAUGGAUAGGCUGAAAGUAGAGACUAUUUCUGUUUCUGAUAAAUUAAGAGAGAAGAGUAAAAUGGAAUCUGAUAUGAAGGAAGUCCCCUUAAUAACUCCAGAAGGUUAUGAGGAAUUUGAUUACAAAUAUUUGAAAUUAAUCAACAAAGAAAUCAAAACACAGUUGAAUGAAAUCAAGGAAAAGAUCUUUUCUUUGAAAAACAAAUAUGAAAUUUUAGAUAUUCAAAACCUGAAUAUGGCCUUUGAAUCAUCAGAGUUGGAAUCCUACAAUGAAAUGUUUAAAGAUAAAAAUAUUACAUUGCCAAUAAAUCUCAGCAAAGUUGGGCUGGUUUCUUUUCCAGCCCAGAUGACAGUCAAUAAAGAAUGUAAAGCAUAUGGACAUUUUUGUAUGGAGACUCUGCAUGAUAGUGAAAUCUUCCCAAGUACAAAACGAAUUUUUAUGGAGUCUGAUUUGGACAACGGUGUGUCAUCAACUGAAAUGGAACAACCACAUCAAAAGAGACAAAUUGAUUUGGAAGGUACUCCUGAACAAUUUAAUAUUGCUGAUGAAUUAUAUAGCAAUGAUGCCUGGACCUUCCCCACUAAACUAAUGACUAUCUCCCAAUAUUUUCAAUGUGAAUAUUGUGAAAACUCCUUUAAGAUGCUUAAGGAAUCAUUUAGAUCUCAUAAGAUUCUGGAAAGUAAGGCGAUAGAAAAGAUUCAAGAGCUGUUCCUUUCUGCAAAGAAGGAAGUAGAUGGUCUACAAAAACGCAGUGUAGCUGGCAAUGAGCCCUGGCGACAAAAAGUUCAUAAAGUGAUCCUGAAAGUGGCAUCUGAACUUCCAGCUGAGAAGAAAUUUCCUGAGCUGUUCCCUCAGAAACAAGGAGAGCUACCAAAUCUUCAUUUAACUUCUCACCCAAUAACUUGUGCUGAUGCUGGCCACCCAACUUCUGCUGAUCCACCACCCUUUUGCUAUUUGAAAAUGGAUAGUUUUCUUGGGGAAAGCCUUGGACUUAAAGCUGUAAAUGAUCAAGCAGUAAAAACCUAUGAAGCAAACAGAAGACAAAAAAUUUCUGUGUAUGUAGCAGAUAUAAUAUCUAGAGAAAAAUACCUUCCACAACUAAAAGCAAAUUAUUCAUUCAUACGUUCUUCAAGAUGUCCUCUUCAGUCAUCAUUUUUCCCUUCAAAUCUCAGCACACACACAAAGUUGAUAAACCCCACAGAAAACCAGAAGGCCAUUGAAAUGCAUUGGUUAUCAAUAAAGAAAGCUGAUGAUAACAAUUCUAAGUUUUCCCGUGAGGAAAGCAAUAAAAUGAUGAACAUGGCAGUUGAGUAUCUUCAUUCAGAUUUGAAUUCAAAGAAUACAGAGUUGACUGAAAAGGAGGUUGCUUGUGGUGGAUAUAACAAAAGAGCUGCGGUUCUUGAAAAGGAAGACUUGAGUGAGCUGCUCCAAACUGUAACUUUUGAUACACCGCAAUUAUAUUUUAAUCUUAUGAUUCUUGAGCUAGAACUUAAUAAGGUAAAAUCUGAACGGGGAGUGUACAAAAGCAGAUUGCCGGAUACAACACAUACUUUAAAAGAAUUGCAAAUGAUCAAAGCAGACAAUAAUGAGAAGCUUUUUGAAGCUGAAACCGAACUGAGCAGGGUAAAAUCUGAGAAAGAAAAUUGCAAAGUUUACGCCUUGUCCAUGGAGACAGAUACCAAAAAACGUCUAUCAAAAAGUAAGCAAUUGGAGCAAGAAAAACAAAUCAACAUAAAAAAUAUUUUUGGCCUUCAGGAGCAACUAAAGAUUAUCACUGCAGAGAGAAACCAAUCUAGUCAAGAUCUGACUACUUUAUUAAGGGAUAAAGAAGCAUUGGAUCAGGUGUGCAACAAAAUGAAUAUAAAAGAGCUUGACUCAAAUCAAAUGGAUUCUAUUGAAUUUAUCAAAGUAUUGGAAGCUGAAGAUAAAACCCAAGCAAAAUUGCUUCCAGCUGUUAAGGCUGCAGAGGAUCAAUUAUCACAUGAAAAUGUUUGCUAUAUGGUGCAGUGCCAGAAUCUGGACAGAGUUAUGAGGGAUCUCAUGUUGGAAAAAGAGGCAGCAGAAAUUCAAAUAAAAAAUCUGACUGAGGCAAGAGAAGUGAGCCUUAGAAAAUACGAAAUCCUACACAGCAAGCUAAACAUAUCUGAGGCCAAAAAUGCCAAGAUAUCUAAGUCCUUGGAAGGUUCACUAGCAGAAAAAGGUGAACUUGCAGCACGGCUAAAUUCUGCACAGGAAGAAGCAAAUCAUUUGCGACAAGGCAUUGAGAAGCUGAAAAUAAAAAUAGAAUCUGAUGAAAGGAGCAGGCUUCGUCUGGCUGAAAAGUUAAAAGAAAGCAAUCGAAAAGCUGACACUCUCGCAGACAAAAUUGAGUAUCUGGAAAGAGAAUUAGAUAUGUCAGAGGAGAAUUUGGAAGAUGCAAUUCUUAGAAUGGAGGCAGCUAAAGCAGAGACUGAAAUAAUGAUGGCUGAGAUAGAAAGGAUGCGUGUGAGCCAACAACAUUUAGAAGGUGAAGCCAAAGUCUUUAGGUCAGAGAAAGAGACUCUAGAGAAAAACAUGAAAGAAAAACAAGACAAAGUAACUUGUUUAGAAGUUACUAAUUUUACAUUAGUAAAUCAACUGAAAGAGAAUGAAAAAGAGAAGGUUCAAAUUAGAGAUGAAUGUGAGAAUGCACUAAGAUUAAAGGAAUCCCAGCUAAAAAAAAUAUGUGAAGAAAAUAAACUUCUUUAUAGUGAGAAAGAAACUUUCAAAUCGAAAGAACAGGGUGUUGUUUGUGAAAUUACUUCCCUCAAACAUGACAAUAUGCAGUUGGUUGGAUAUCUGGAAGAAGCACAGUCCAGUAGCUCUAAAGUACAGCAGUUGAUGGAAGCUUUCAUCCAGGAACUACAAAGCUUCAAACAAACACUGAAUGAAAAUGUUUCUGUUUUUGAGCCGUUAGUCAAAAAUGAAUCUUUGCAAGCUAUCCAAGAUGACUUACAGGUGUCUUUCAAACAUAUCAAAGCAAAUAUAGAAGUCACACCAUGUGAAAAAAACAUCUUUGAAAAGACCAACAGCCUAAAUCAAAUGCUUCAACUCCAAGAAGAGUAUGAUUCUUUCUGUCAUUCAAUUCAAUUGUGUUUGGACGCCUAUAAAAUGCUAAAGCAGGAAAAAACAGUAAUGGAGAAGCAAAUUCAUGAACUUGAAACUCAGAUGAAGAUGAUAGAUCCACGUUUUCAGGGGGAUGUUGGUGCAGAAGAAAUCAGGUUGGAGCUAGAAGAAUUGAAAGAAUCGGUUGAGGAGAAAACCAAAGAGGCAAAUCACAACUUGGAAAAGUAUUGUGUACUGGUAAUCAAGCAUGAUAAAUUAGAAGAAGAAAAUGAGAUGCUAAGGACACAGGUCUCGCUGUUAAACACUUCUCUCAAGCAGUUAUUAAAUGACACCAGUUCCUCUCUCCAAAGUUCUCAAAACCCAGUGGAAAUCAACAGGCUUCUUACAGAAAGAGCAGAUGUGUCUAAGAUCAUUAAGAAGAGAGAAAGGUGUGAAGAAAACAAAGUCAAUGGUGAGAAUUCACUUGGAAAAAUCUAA